GAAGAAGUACUUAUACGGAAAUCGGGUUGAGCAAGAAAUGAGCGAACGACGGACGGGCUGCUGAAGAAGCUGGGUUAAUUGAAAGAAGCCCACAGCUCAGCUCAGCUCAGCUCAAGGUAGAAGAAUGGUGAUAAGCUCCGGUGCUGCCCUUGUGGGACUCCCCUCUAUCCCUAAUUCGAUUAUCGAUCAGCAGCAGCAGAAUCACGCUGAACCACCUCAUAAGUGGCGCAUGGUUAUAGCUUACGACGGCACUCGAUUUGCAGGUUGGCAAUACCAAUCAUCUCCACCCACUGUGCAAUGCAUUGUAGAGAAAGCAUUAACUCAAGUAACAAAAUUAGAGAGAAAGCAUCUCCAAUUAGUUGGGGCAAGCCGAACAGAUGCUGGAGUUCAUGCCUCGGGCCAGGUGGCUCAUUUCAUUACCCCAUUCAGUUAUGACAGCUUAGAAAGUAUUCAUGCAGCAAUGAAUGGUCUUCUUCCUUCAGAUAUACGUGUUAGAGAAAUUAGCCCAGCUGUGCCAGAAUUUCAUGCCAGAUUUUCAGCAGAAAGCAAAUUAUACCGCUACAAAAUAUUUAAUGAUACUGUCAUGGAUCCAUCCAUGCGUCAUUAUGCUUACCACUGUCUUCAUAAGCUGAACAGUAGCGUCAUGAAAGAAGCUGCAGGGUAUUUUGUUGGUAAGCAUGACUUCUCCUCCUUUGCUAAUGCAUCACGAGAGAAUCGAAUCCCAGAUCCAGUAAAGAAUAUAUCUCGCUUCGAUGUGGUUGAAAUGGGACCUCUUAUCCAGAUAGAAGUGGAAGGCUCUGGCUUCUUGUAUCGACAAGUACGAAACAUGGUGGCAUUGUUACUUCAGAUAGGAAAAGAAGCGAUCUCACCGAGUAUAGUUCCCAUGAUUAUGACGAGCCGCGAUAGGAAAGAACUUGCGAAAGUGACGUUAGCUGUUCCACCUCAUGGUCUAUGUCUUGUAAGUAUAAAGUAUAAUCAAACACAUUUGCGGCUUCCAACUGGUUGCUCCGCAGCUAGUUUUGGUAGACGUCAAACUAUUACUCAAUGUAAAAUUCUAUCUUUUCAAGAAAAAAAUUGUUUAUAAUCCAAAGUGGAACAUCUAUCGAACCGGUUAUAUUAUACAAAGCCUUCCUUCUUUUUUUAGUCUA
This is a messenger RNA of Impatiens glandulifera, 1148 nucleotides long. RefSeq names its product tRNA pseudouridine synthase A. Gene Ontology annotation, molecular function: pseudouridine synthase activity; RNA binding. Gene Ontology annotation, biological process: tRNA pseudouridine synthesis. Bases 125 to 1084 code for a protein of 319 amino acids. Lineage: Eukaryota; Viridiplantae; Streptophyta; Magnoliopsida; Ericales; Balsaminaceae. The transcript has 6 exons. The record is from RefSeq and is a predicted model, not a curated record.